This is a messenger RNA of Aspergillus fijiensis CBS 313.89, 1011 nucleotides long. RefSeq names its product putative GTPase MTG1. Bases 1 to 1011 code for a protein of 336 amino acids. The record is from RefSeq and is a predicted model, not a curated record. The transcript is spliced from 2 exons. Lineage: Eukaryota; Fungi; Ascomycota; Eurotiomycetes; Eurotiales; Aspergillaceae. Gene Ontology annotation, molecular function: GTP binding; GTPase activity. Gene Ontology annotation, cellular component: mitochondrion.
AUGGCCGCCACAUUUAUUCCGCGCCAGGUGUUCCCCAAUUAUGCGUCGAUCCCCCGGUCGUACUUCUUGGGCCACCAUAGGGCUGGCUUGAGGAAGAUGCAAAAUAUGCUCUCGUCCAUCGACUAUGUUAUCGAGUGCCGGGACUAUCGGGUGCCGGUCACCUCCAUGAACCCAAUGUUUGAGGAAGCGCUGGGGAAGACGAGACGACUGGUUGUGUAUACUAAGAGAGAUCUGGGUGCAGAAUCUGGGUCGGGGGCGCAAAAAAAGGCGGAGAAAACCAUCCGGACUUUCAACAAGAACGGGGAUUCGCUCUUCGUCAGCUCAUCGUCUCGGAUGGACGUCGGCACCAUCCUGAAACACCUGCGUGACGAUUCAGGGAUUCCGGAGAGACUCGUCGGCACUCGAGUGAUGGUGGUCGGUAUGCCUAACGUGGGCAAGUCGACGUUGAUCAAUAACCUGCGCAAUCAGGGGGUAGGAAAGGCCAAGGCCGUACGGACUGGAGGCCAGCCGGGUAUCACGCGCAAGAUCGCCUCGCCCGUGAAGAUCAUCGAACGCGAGAAUGGCUCUCAUGUCUACGUCUUGGACACGCCGGGUGUCUUCAUGCCGUACGUGCCGGAUGCGGAGAACAUGCUGAAAUUGGCACUCUGCGGCUGCGUCAAGGACUCGGUCAUCGCGCCCGUCACGCUGGCCGACUAUCUAUUGUACCAUAUCAACCGCAACGAUGCGCAAGUCUAUCAGCGAUGGUCAUCUCCGACAAAUGAGAUCAUGCCACUCCUGAAUGACUUCGCCCGCCAGACAGGCCUUCUGGCCAAGGGCGGAAUCCCCAACACGGAGCUUGCAGCCCUGCAUUUCAUCCAGAAAUGGCGCGCUGGGGAUCUGGGCAAGUUCAUCCUCGAUGACCUGCAGGCCGAGGAGCAACGGCUGUUGGAAGGUCGAGAGCGGGAGCCCAUUAUCAGUCGGACGCAAGCGCUGAAGGCUGACAAGCUGUCACGGAAGCAACCCAAGCUGUAA